CUCGUAUCCACACUCAAAGCUUUCGUCUUACUCGUGCUGUGGGCGCUCUUCGUUGCAACCUAUCGCCUCACACUCCAUCCUCUCUCUCGGAUCCCAGGACCACGACUCGCUGCCAUCUCGUCUUGUUGGUAUGCCUACCAUGUGCGCAAUGGACGCAUGCUCCCCCUGGGCAGGUCAAUGCACCGCCGUUAUGGUCCUGUCGUGCGAGUCGCUCCCAACGAGGUGUGGUUCGUCACCAAGGAGGCCUUCCAGAUGAUUUAUAACGAAUUGGGCCGUCAUGCAGUGGCCACGGCUCUGCUCAAACCAAAGCUUGGGAGGGACUUCCGUCUCCAGUCUGCUGAUACGCUGGAUCUUCUGGCCGAGCGUGAUAUGAAGCGCUAUCGUCUACAGAGGAGACUCAUCGGGCCCAUCUACCAUAUCAAUAACGUCAAACAAUACGAGCGCGCUGUUGAUGCCGUGAUGGAACGAGUCAUUGCGCAGCUGCAUGCUCUCCAGGGGACUCAGGUGGACCUCAAGGAGUGGAUGCACAUUAUCGUUGUCGAAUGUCUCGGGGCCGUCAGCCUGUCAUGGUCGCCUGGGUAUCUCAAAGACAGGUCAGAUGGUGCCUCGGGCAAGCACGCGUACAUGGGCUGGAGACGAAAGAGCGUCUUCGGGCUUUUCCCUGCUGCUGUCAUCCUGGAGUCCCUCUCAAAAUCUUUUGGUCGGGCAUUUGCCACCUUCUGGCGCGUGACCUACCACACCCCGAAGGAAGGAUUCAGGCCAUUCUUUCCUGCUGUCCAAAAGAAGAUCUCACAACGAGUGAAGGUGGCCUUGCACGGCCGACCACAGAAGGACGAGCGCAAGGACAUUGUGGCCGAUCUAAUCCAGCUUCACAGGGAUCGGUCCGAGUUCAGCGAGCAAUAUCUCCGACGGAUGGCCAUCACCAACUUUGGCGCAGGACAUGAGACACUGACCUCGACCCUCAUCUCUGCUCUAUCCAUGAUAGGCUCACAUAGUGAGGUUCAGAGACAGGUCGCAGAGGAAGUUCAGUCGGCUUCGCAUACUGUCUCUUAUGACAAUGCAAUUCAGCUGCCAAUCACGCAAGCGAGUAUCAAGGAGUCUCAACGUCUCCACCCUGUCAUUGGGAUGUCUCUACCCAGGAAGGUCUCGCCAGGAGGAGAUGCAAAGAUUCACGGGCUUUCCUUUCCGCCAGGAACCGUGGUUGGCUGCAAUCCCGUCUCUCUCCAUCGCAACCCAGACAUCUUUGGUGCCGAUGCUGAAACAUAUCGCCCAGAUCGCUGGCUGAAGGCGGACCAGAACAAGAAGAAGGAUAUGGACCGGUACAACCUCAUCUAUGGUGGCGGUGCCCGCACCUGUCCAGGAAGACAUCUUGCCGAAAUGCUGGUCUCCAAGAUCGUGCCGACGCUGUUCAAGCAUUUCGAGGUUGAGAUCGUUAUGCCCCCAGAGGAAGAGAUAUCCUACUACUUUAUGGCCAUGUUGACGGGCGUAAAGGCUCGGUUCAUCCCCAGA
This is a messenger RNA of Cryphonectria parasitica EP155, 1509 nucleotides long. RefSeq names its product cytochrome P450. The transcript is spliced from 2 exons. The record is from RefSeq and is a predicted model, not a curated record. The annotation marks the transcript as partial. Gene Ontology annotation, molecular function: oxidoreductase activity, acting on paired donors, with incorporation or reduction of molecular oxygen; monooxygenase activity; iron ion binding. NCBI's taxonomy places the organism in Eukaryota, Fungi, Ascomycota, Sordariomycetes, Diaporthales, Cryphonectriaceae.